Molecule: messenger RNA, 3323 nt
Organism: Penaeus vannamei (Pacific white shrimp)
Lineage: Eukaryota; Metazoa; Arthropoda; Malacostraca; Decapoda; Penaeidae
Source: RefSeq, a predicted model, not a curated record
UCGGUGCAAAAGGAGGACGUGUUAUUAUUCUGUGUGUGGAAAACCACGCCCUUUUUUGGACAUUUUUAUAGACACGUGUUUCUAUCAGGACACAUCCUGUCUUCAGUGAGAGAAAGCCCGCAACAACACCCUUUUUGGACACGUCAGGACACCAGGACACGCCCCAAAACAAAACCUCAGGGGCUACUACACUCGGGAUGAGUUGUGGUGCGUGAACAUGACAGCCUUGUAUGCAUGGGGAGCCAAUAGCCACGGGCAGUUAGGCCUGGGCUAUGUCAGUGAGCAGGUGACUCAGCCUACACGAGUAGAUGACCUACCAGACAACAUAAGUGAACCUUCAAUAUGUACAGCAGUUGGUGGGGGAGGUCACACCUUUCUGUUGACAGCUCAGGGACGACUCUUUGGCGCUGGAUGGAAUACCAGUGGGCAGGUUGGAGAUGGGACACAAGUACGCGCAGUAGCAGGAUUUCAGCUCAUACGAGGCCUGGAGGGUCAUCACAUGGUAGCUGUGGCUUGUGGCUGGGCCCACUCCAUUGCCCUUAGUAGAUCUGGCCAAGUGUGGGUGUGGGGCUCAAAUAGUCAUGGCCAACUUGGGCUGCCAAAGGAUGAGGUGCCUUUUACAAGCCUUCCAAUUUGCUUGGACCUAAUGAAUGUGGUGAGUGUGUCAGCCGGCCUGCGCCACACAGCAGUUGCUACGAGGGAUGGGAGAGUGUACACUUGGGGCCAAGGUCACCGGGGCCAGCUGUUUCAUGUGUAGCCUGUGGUCAGAAUACUACCUACGGGCUGACGACAGAGGGACAUGUCCUUGCAUGGGGUGACAACAAGUGGGGGCAACUUGCUCACGAUCCCAGGAAUGUAGCCUACUUUACCUGCCCACUGACCAUCCCUCAUAACUAUUUUGGUGGGGAGCGUGUGGUUUGGCUGCGGGUGGGCUGGACCCACUGCGUUGUGGGUGUGGCCUCAGGUGCUGUCUAUGUAUGGGGCAGGGCAGACUAUGGGCAGCUUGGUCCCUUGGAGGAUGAGCAACAAGACUCCAGCUCAGACACGACUGGUAAUGAAGUUCCUCAGAAGCGUUGCAGAUAUAUACCAAGCUGCUUAAGGUUCAAGAAGCGUGUUAAAGGAGUAGCAUGUGGUUCUGAACACAACCUAGCUAUGAUCGAAGGACCUGGGGAUGGCAUCUCCCUCUUCACUUGGGGUUGGAAUGAACAUGGAAAUUGCGGAGAUGGAACAACAACUAAUGCCCUGCGCCCUGCAAAAAUUCAGGUGCCUGGGAAUUUGCAGGUCAUUGGGGCAGGGUCAGGACAUUCUUUUGCCCUUGUUAAACUUUUUUGACAUUGCUGAAUGUAAGAAAGAUAGAUGCUUGUAUUUUUAAAAAUGUUUGUAGGCAAGAUUACUUUUUAUCAACAACAAAAGUUGAGCCUAGUAGAAGCAGACCAAAUAUAAGAAAAAGUUGUAGUAGGAAAUAUAAAGGGCUUCUACAUACUGAAAACCUACAGUUUAUAUUAUCUUCUCUGUGUGAUGAAAUAUAUUUAGUUUGAACAUUUUGGCUCCCCUGUGCCGUUUUUAUUAUUAAGGAACGAGUGUGCAAAAUCCCAGUGCAAAAGUGAAUCUUUCCUAGAAGAAGAAAAGAAAAAAUGAAAAGGACAGAGAAAGAGUAAUAUACACUUACUGACAGAGUUUCAAGGAAGGCCUGAGCAGCAAAAAACUUAGUUGGAAUACCAAUAUUGUAUGAGAUUUAGUAGAUUAUAAGACAUGUAUUGCAGCUUUACUGUUAACGUUACCAGGCAGACUCCAAAUAACAAAUAAGAUUUAUGUUGCUUUACAACAUGUAUUCGAUUAGUGAGUGAAAAAUACAAGACUGCUUUAUGCAUUUUAUAAAACCUAUGAGAAUGUACUCCUGAAAUGAAUGACAAUCAAUAACAUACCCAUCAUCAGUCUAACAGUUUAUUUGUACUUUUUUUUAAUAGAAACAUCAAUAGUGCUGCUGUUUACAACCUAGUUCCAUUAAUGUAGUUGCAGAGAUUUAAGAAACUUUACAGUGAAAUAAAUGCACCAAAGUUAUUAAAGCCUUGUCAGCCAUGAGUCUUUCCAUAUGUAGAAAAACAGUAAGUGAUGUAUAGUAACAUAAUUUGGUUGAAAAUACUUUUAUUGUUGUUACAGUCAUUCUCUAAUUUUUAAAAGGAAAUGUCUCUCCUCUUAACAGAAGUCUUCAUAAAGAGAGAAUUGUUGUUAUUGAGCAGCUUCUAGCCAUUGACAAGAGUUUGAGAUAAUCUGAUGCUUCUGGUUUUUAUUUGGCUUGUGCAGUGUGCAUUGCUGUUUUUUUUAUAUAUAUGUAUGUAUUCUAGUAUCCCAAAAAGUGCUUUAUGAAUGAGGCAAAUAUCUAAUAUUUUGUAUUUUGGAAUAUUUUGGAAAAGUUUCAAAUGUGAAACUUUUCUUAUAAUUUUUGAGGCUCACACAUAUUUGGAUGGCAAAAAGGGACAGAAAGCUAACAUUGUAAAAUUAUAUGUGUAAUAAGAAAUGAGUGAUAUCAAGUUUCCUAAAAAUAUUCUUUUAUAAGUUUAGGGAUUCAUAACAUGCUGCCUGGGGACUUCUGAGUGAGUGCUCAAAGAACAUUUGUAUUUGAUGCAGUGAUGGAUUUUCCAGAGUGUUCACUGUAAAUGGUCCUUGCACUGUAAUUAUAAUGAUUCCUAAUCAGUCUUACCUCUCUGAUAAUGAAGAUAAGUUAAUGUGAUUUAGACAAUCAAAAGCUGUUGUUUUCAGACCAUGUAAAAUCCACACAUAUGAAUCAGGUGGUUUACUCGAGAUAAGAGAAGAGGAAAAGAAAAGGAUAAAACUGUAGCUUCAAGUAGUAGUGCUGUUAAAUACUGAUGCAUGUACUCAGGUUUUAAUGACUUUCAUGGUCAUGCUUAAAAUGAACAUUUUUCAACACUGCUCCAUUAUGUGUAUUGUUCAUAAGAACAACAACUUUUUAUUUAAUUGUAAAGGCACUAGCAGUGAUUCAUUUCAAUUAUUAAUGACAAAAACAAUAUAAUUGUGAGUUUGUACUUACUCCAAAAUUUAGGUAAGUUGAGGUACUUUACCAUGGGUAUAGGAUUUGUGUGAAAAAGGUUUUGCAGACAUCUGUUAACAAGGAAAUAAAAGUUCUGGAACUGAAAUUACAUCCAUGACACAUUUUUUGCAAUCUGUGAAUAUAUCUCUUAAUGUGGAGGAUACAGUUACAAAUGAACAUCUCCAAGCAGAACAGCUUUUGAGUAUUAUUUUGUGAUGCAAUUGUAGUUUGCAUGAUAAAGUAUCAUAAUCAUGUCUGUUGGAGAGCUAUAAAU